Messenger RNA from Eucalyptus grandis, 4079 nucleotides. Its product is annotated as G-type lectin S-receptor-like serine/threonine-protein kinase B120. Lineage: Eukaryota; Viridiplantae; Streptophyta; Magnoliopsida; Myrtales; Myrtaceae. The transcript has 8 exons. The coding region runs from base 1280 to 3925 and encodes 881 amino acids. Gene Ontology annotation, biological process: protein phosphorylation; recognition of pollen. Gene Ontology annotation, molecular function: protein serine/threonine kinase activity; ATP binding. The record is from RefSeq and is a predicted model, not a curated record.
UCUUGGAUGAGCUGCAUUUGCUUUUCUUUGAUUUCCUCCGAAAGAACCCAAUAUCCACUAACCGAAAUCACCGCCCCAUCUCCUUUGAUCCUCCCUUCAUCCGUGACCACAUGUCCGUGAUUCAACCCCCUCCAGACAACUCCAGUGGACCAACUCCCCAGCAAGCCUUGGCGUUAACCUCCAGUAGAAAUGCCCAUGUUUCCCGCACUGAAGCAACCACGAUCGUCUCUCUCCCUUCGUCCGUUUUCUCCUCUAGUCCAGCGCCACACGUCUGCGUCUCCACCACCUCUUGCGCCGAAGUCAGCUCAUCAUCUUUCCUUCGGCUUGUUUGUUGAUCGAAGUCCCUCACGCCUGCUGCUCCUCUGUCACGAAGACAAGCAGCAACCGAAGCUCCUCCUUCCUCUAUGUUCCCCUCGGUCAAACCCAACAAAGUCUCAUUCUCCCAAGCGUUGACGUCCGCAGCUCCAUGCCAGCUGCUCCUUUGCUAGUUCCACUUGCGCACAACCCAGCCCCAUUUCCAGUGGCCCCUGCAGAAGCUAGGUCUGAAGCUUAGCCUUGGCUGAGUUGUCUUGGGCCAUUUUUGGCCUGGUCCAAGCUUCCGUUGGCGUCGUCGUAAGCCCGAGUUUCGGCCGUUGUCGCGGUGAACCGGUUUUCGCGCUAAACCAUCUAUGUUGCGGAAAGCUCCCGAGGGGAGUCCCGCUUUCCAUGAAUAAAGGCCGUACGUUGACAUCAUUGCACGCAUCAGACAAGAACAUUUGAACCGGGGGGAGAUGCUUCCGCACACUCCUGAACAAACACGGCGUCUUGAAGAGGAUGGAACUCCCAUUUCGCUGGGUCCCACGCGCUGCCUGCUGCGGGGAAAACAAUUUGGUCGACUAUUCGGCAACCUCGUACUCGGGUCGAAACCUGCCCGUACUUUUGAAUGGUCAUGGACGACAAAUCUCUCACAACCUUGUCAUUUGUCUGUUACCUCCGACUUGGUACGAAACAAAUUAAAACCCGACGACUCCGCCGCCAUGGGUUUCACGGAUGCCUUCUGUAGUUUUGUUGGCGAUGGCCCUCCGCACGUUGGGUCAACUCAAAAACCCGAAGAACAGAAGUAGAAGAGAAAUUUCAACUUUGAAUUCAACGCACGUUUCUUUGUGUUGAUUUUGUCUCCGAGAAGUCGUAGACCUCGUGUCAUGAGCUGCAACACCUAAAAUGGGUGGCCAUUGAAACUCCCCUGUCUCACCCUGAAAAGUUUCCACUUGUGUUCUUGAUUCUCCCUGUCUCCGGAGCUAUGCUCGGGGCAUUUGUCAAUGGUGGAAUGCCCUUCAGCGGCAAAGACAGAGGAAGUUUCUUCCUUUUCUCCUUGUUCUUCGUGUCGUCAUCCCUGUUCUGGUGUUCUCGUGCAGCAAAUUCAAUCUCGCAAGGGCAGUUUGUCGGCAAGGACGAGACUCUAAUUUCUUCUUCGGGGAACUUCGAACUGGGGUUCUUUAGCCCUCAGAAUUCGUCUCGUAGAUAUGUUGGUAUUUGGUACCGCAAGAUGAGUGUUAACACAGUCGUGUGGGUUGCGAACAGAGAUAGCCCUGUUUCUGAUGAAUCUGGAGUUUUGACAGUUUCAGGUGAUGGAAAUUUGGUAGUUUUAGACGGUAAUAAUCGCACAGUUUGGUCUAGUGGCAUUAAUUCAUCCUCGGUGCGGACCAACUCAACAGCUGUUUUGAUGGAUACUGGAAAUCUUGUUCUUUUGGCCAGUGCAGAUGCUGGCUCUGCUAGUGCUUAUGGUGAUGGUAGCAAUUCAUAUUGGCAAAGCUUCGAACACCCGACAGACACGUACUUACCUGGCAUGAGAGUCAGGGUGAAUCCUGUGGCUGGAGAGAACCGUGCCUUUAGGUCGUGGAAAUCAUUGGAUGACCCUUCCUCCGGGGACUUCUUUAUGGGCGUCGAUCCCCGGUUGCCGCCGCAGAUAGUGAUCUGGGGCCAGUCAGGCCGGGAAUGGAGGAGCGGGCAUUGGAAUGGGGUGAUUUUUACCGGAGUGCAGAAUAUGACUGGCAAUUUUCAAUACGGGUUCAAGCUCUCGGACAUCGAUGCAGAUGGAAACAUGUACUUCACGUACACAUCGUCAAAUAGCUCCAAUCUCUUGAUGUUCCGUAUACUUUGGAAUGGGAAGGAGGAGCAGUUGGGCUGGGAUGAGACUAGUAAUGAGUGGACUGUGCUGCAAGAACAGCCUGCUAAGGAAUGUGACCUCUAUAAUAAGUGUGGAAAUUUUGCAAUAUGUAAUGAAAUGGACUCUCCCAAAUGUAGUUGCAUGGAAGGGUUCAGUCCAAAGUCACCGGAUCAAUGGAACAGGGGUAACUGGUCCGCGGGUUGUGCUCGGAAGACCCAAUUACAGUGUCGGGACAACAGCAGCAUUUCAGUGGGAGAUGGCAGCAGGAUGGACGGCUUUUUGAAAUUGGAUGGCGUGAAGUUGCCAGAUUUCGCAGAUUCUAUUUCAGCCUCUAGCACGGAAGAGUGUGAGGCGAAGUGUCUGGAGAAUUGUACGUGCGACGCUUAUGCAUUUGCUAUAGGCAUCGAGUGCCUGCUGUGGAGCGAGGAAUUGACAGAUGUGCAGCUUAUUGACGAGGGUGGACUGACCCUCCAAAUUCGUCUCGCCAAUUCUGAAUUAGGAACAAAGAGCAAAAUAUCGAACCUGUUCAUAAUAAUUAUUGUCUUGGUUGGAGCGUUUGUUCUUGGUGUAGCAGUAUGGUUGUUGCGGAGGUUCAAGGACAAUUUGAAAGUGAACUUUAAAUACAGGAUUCUCAUUUUUCACCGGAAAAACAAGGAACUUCCCUUGUCUCACGAUUUUGUUGAGAACGGAGAGCUAUCUGCUGAAUUAUCCAGACCAAAUGGUCUGGCUAGAGAUGAUAAGCAAGUAGGAGGAGCUGACAUACCAGUGUUCAACUUCAGUACUAUCGAAGCUGCAACAAACUUCUUUUCUGAAGAAAACAAGCUCGGACUGGGAGGAUUUGGUCCUGUAUACAAGGGAAAGCUUUUUGGAGGACAAGAAAUAGCUGUUAAGAGGCUUUCAAGGAAGUCGAGCCAGGGGCUUGAGGAAUUUAAGAACGAGGUUAUGUUAAUUGCAAAAUUACAACACAGAAAUCUCGUGGGACUCCUUGGAUUUUGCGUUCAAGGGGAAGAUAAGAUGCUCGUUUACGAGUACAUGCCCAACAAGAGCUUGGAUUGUUUUAUUUUUGAUCCAGUGAUGCGAGCACAACUAGAUUGGAAGAAACGUUUCGAGAUUAUUGAAGGGAUAGCACGAGGCCUCCUCUAUCUCCAUCGAGACUCUAGACUAAGGAUUAUCCAUCGUGACCUAAAAGUUAGUAACAUUUUGUUGGACAAAGAAAUGAACCCGAAAAUAUCAGAUUUUGGCAUGGCGAGAAUUUUCGGUACAAACGAAAAUGAAGCGAGUACCAAUCGAGUGGUUGGCACAUAUGGUUAUAUGUCUCCAGAGUAUGCGAUGGAAGGUCUAUUUUCUGUCAAAUCCGAUGUGUACAGUUUUGGGAUAUUGUUAUUGGAGAUCAUUAUUGGCAAGAAAAACUUAGGGUUUCACACGCCAGAACAUUCUAAUCUUAUCAGCCAUGCAUGGCAUCGUUGGAAUGGAGGGAAGGGGAUUGAGCUUAUUGAUCCCUGUAUCAGGGAUUCAUGCUCUACGGAUGAGGUAUUGCGAUGCAUACAAAUCGGUCUGUUGUGCGUGCAGGACUCCACCGUAGAUAGACCGGCCAUGCCUUCUGUUGUGCUACUAUUAGGAAGCGAAACAGUGGAUCUUCCAAUCCCGAAACUACCCAUGUCAAUCUCGAUCACGGCUCCAUGGAUACUUAUUCUUUGUUCGAAAGCCAAGAAAUCGAGUCAUCCAAUGGCAUUACAGUUAGCUCCGUGGAUGGUAGAUAGGGCCAACGCAAUGUAUUAAAUCUUUCUCUUCCUCUGCUCCUGAGAUCUUUACGACUAGAAAAGUGUUCUUGAAAUUGUGCGGAUGUACUUCUGUUUAAAGGAUGCACGCGAAAUAGAAAAAUUACAACUCGAUUUCUUGGUUUUGAUAUUGAAAGCGUCUUGAUUGCUCUUGA